UUAGAGCCCGAACGGACGCCUCCUCCCCCCGCCCCACUUCCAUCCAAUCCUGUAGGCCCUUGGGGUGGGGGGAUGGGUACAGGCAGCCGGGCUGGGGGUGUGGCAGCUCCGUUGUGCUCUUUGCCAACUGCGGACGCGCUUCAGCGCCCAGUGCCAGCUGGCGCUGCAUCUGAUACAGCGGCGGAGGUGCUAGGUGUUAGGGCUGCGUGUCACUGGAGGGCUCCCCCGACGCCUCGGGACCCUUCUCUCCCCUGCUCGCUCCCUGAGACCCUGUUUCAGGGCACUGGAAACUAGCUCCGUACAGCGGACCCCGGACCUGCCCUCCUGAAACCUUUCUCUUGACACCGCACUAACUCCUCCUGGCAAAGGGGGUUGGCGGCACCCCCAACCUUUUGCAAGGAGACUGCAGCAACAGGGGUGGGGGUGUCUCUGCGUAGGGACAUGAAGAACUGCAGGCUUCUCUCCCACAGAGAUCUAAGAGGUCUCCAAAGAAGGGGAUUCUGCCCUUAAGCCAAACCACCAGAGUCUGACUCGUUCGCCUGAUUUCCCUCUCCCCUCCCACCCCCAUCUCUGUUCUCCUUGCUACCCGGGUCACAGGUGGGUUGGCCAGGUGAGGGCCGAUGGCAGGUGGGGCUAGCAGGUGAGGAGCGCCCAGCUCUGGCAGGACUACCCGCAGGAGGGCUCCCCGAUGUUGUGCCGGAGGGGACAUUGUUCAAUAUGGUGCUGAGGAAGAUCCAUAGGCCCCGGAGUUGUUCCUACCAGCUGCAACUAGAACACAGGACAUCCCCCAGCCGGAUCCAGGGUCUUCGUUGGACACCACUUACCAAUAGUAAAGAGACACUGGACUUUAAUGUGAGCCUGGAACAGGCCACUUCAGAGCAGGUGCUUCGGGCUGGAAAGCUGCUGCACAGGCAUCUUCUGGCUACUUGCCCCACCCUCGUGCGAGAUCGGAAAUACCACCUCAGAUUGUACCGGCAAUGCUGCUCCGGGAAAGAGCUGGUUGAUGGAGUCUUGGCCUUGGGGCUUGGAGUCCAAUCCAGAAGUCAAGCUUUGGGUAUCUGUCAAGUUCUCCUGAAUGAGGGAGCCCUCUGCCAUGUGAAACACGAGUGGGCUUUCCAUGACAGAGAUGCUCAUUUCUAUCGAUUCCCUGGGCCAGAGCCAGACCUGGACAGCAUUCAAGAGAUGGAGGAGCUGGUCGAGGCUGUGACCCUGCUGUCUCAGCGAGGGCCUGAUGCUCUGCUUACUGUGGCGCUACGUAAGCCCCCUGGGCAGCGCACGGAGGAGGAGCUAGACCUAAUCUUUGAGGAGCUGCUCCAUAUCAAGGCUGUGGCUCAUCUGUCUAACUCGGUGAAGAGGGAGUUGGCUGCUGUGUUGUUGUUUGAGCCAAGCAGCAAAGCAGGCACUGUGUUGUUCAGCCAAGGAGAUAAGGGGACAUCUUGGUACAUUAUCUGGAAGGGAUCUGUUAAUGUGGUGACCCAUGGCAAGGGCCUGGUGACAACCUUGCAUGAGGGAGAUGACUUUGGACAGCUAGCUUUGGUGAAUGACUCACCCCGGGCAGCCACCAUCAUUCUGCGAGAAGACAACUGUCAUUUUUUGCGGGUGGACAAACAGGAUUUCAACCGUAUCAUCAAGGAUGUGGAGGCAAAUACAAUGCGUUUGGAAGAACAUGGAAAAGUGGUGCUGGUACUGGAGAGGACCCCUCAGGGCAGUGGCCCUGACUGUCCCCUGAGCCCAGGCAGGAACCGGUACACAGUGAUGUCAGGCACUCCAGAAAAGAUCUUAGAACUACUGCUGGAGGCUGUGCGGCCGGACUCAAGUGCCCAUGAUCCCACAGAGACAUUCCUAGGUGACUUUCUCCUGACCCACAGUGUCUUCAUGCCUAGUGCCCAUCUCUGUGCUGCACUCCUGCAUCACUUCCAUGCGGAGCCAGCUGGUGGCACUGAGCAGGAACGCGGCAUCUAUGUCUGUAACAAGCGGCAGAAGAUCCUAAGGCUCGUCAACCAGUGGGUGACCCUCUAUGGCCCCAUGCUCCACAUAGACCCUGUAGCCCCCAGCUUCCUACAGAAACUCUCAGAACUGGUAAGCAGGGAUGCUCAGCUCAGCAACCUGCUAAGGGAGCAGGGACCAGAGAGGCGGCGACACCAUGGGUUGGAAAAUGGAAGUGGAAAUAUGUCACCACAAUUAAAGGUUCGAGCAGUUCCUAUCUGGUUCCCCAGCUAUGAUGAACUCAUCCUCAGCAACAGAUAUGCUAUCCAAGCUCUAGACAAAGUCCCCUAUGACAUCUGCCUGCCAGACCACUCAGUCCUGACACUGAAUCUGCCAGUGACAGCCUCUGUGAGAGAAGUAAUGACUGCACUAGAACAGGAAGAUGGCUGGGUACAAGGCCAGGUGCUGGUGAAGGUCACCUCUUCUGGAGCCAUAGCUUCUCCCACAGACACCAUUGAUCUACAACCAGAUGCUCGUGGUGUAGCAACAUCUCUGGGACUCAAUGAGCGGCUCUUCCUUGUUAACCCACGGGAAAUGCACAAACUGACUCCACACCCAGAUCAACUUGGCCCCAGUACAGGGUCAGCUGAGUUGCUGGACCUAGUGAGUGCCAAGGACUUAGCCAGCCAACUGACUGACCAUGACUGGAAUCUCUUCAACAGCAUCCACCAGGUGGAGUUGAUCCACUAUGUGCUGGGACCACAGCAACUCCAAAACACCACCACUGCCAACCUGGAGCGCUUCAUGAGGCGUUUCAAUGAACUGCAGUACUGGGUGGCUACAGAACUCUGCUUAUGUUCCAUGCCUGGUCUUCGGACUCAGCUGCUCCGAAAAUUCAUCAAGUUGGCUUCUCACCUCAAAGAGCAGAAGAAUCUCAACUCUUUCUUUGCUGUCAUGUUUGGCCUCAGCAACUCUGCUAUCAGCCGUCUUGCCCACACCUGGGAGCGGCUGCCCCACAAAGUUCGGAAGCUAUAUUCUGCACUUGAACGGCUACUGGACCCCUCCUGGAAUCAUCGUGUGUACCGAUUGGCACUUACCAAGCUGUCCCCACCCAUCAUUCCCUUUAUGCCUCUCCUCCUCAAAGAUAUGACUUUCAUCCAUGAAGGAAACCGUACACUGGUAGAGAGUCUCAUCAACUUUGAAAAGAUGCGUAUGAUGGCCAGAACUGUAAGGAUGCUGCAUCACUGUCGAAGCCAUGGCUCUGUGCCUCUCUCACCACUCCGGAGUCGAGUCUCCCAUGUACAUGAAGAUAGUCAGACCGUGAGGAUUUCUACUUGUUCAGAGCAAUCGUUGAGUGCCCGGAACCUGGCCAGUGCUCGGGCAUAUAUCCAGCAGCUGAAGGUCAUUGACAACCAGCAAGAACUUUCUCGGCUCUCCAGACAACUGGAGCCUUGAUAGGACUGAUGUGCCUUCCCUAAACCCAGAGAGGCAUAGCUGAGGAAAGUUGGAAAGGAUCCCUGGACCAAUAGGUCUAAGAGCUGGAUGGAUUCUUCACUGAGAAUGUGGACUUGAAGAGCUGGAAUAGGUAGCAUGGAUCCAGCUAACCCAUUCGGUGAUGACUGGCAGCCAAAGAGAAAAUGGAGAUGACUUAAAACUCCAGAGUGAAGAAGGAUGGGAAGAUAUGGAAGAGUAGUGGAAUGGGAACAUGGACAGCAAACUCAUGUUCAAGAGACAGUUCUCUAUACUAGCCUUUUCUAAGUCCUUGGGAAGCUUAUCACAGGAAAGUUUCCUAUAAUUUGCGCCAGUAAGAGAAGUAAGAAGAAGGAGGAGGAUGCUGGAGCCAGGAAACAUUCUUGGAGGAAAAGAGGUUCUGUUUCCUGUUUCCACUGACUUUUUUACACGAACUGCUGCACAGAAAAGAGAGAGAAUCCCUGGGACUCCAGAUGCCCAGUAAAUCAGCAAACAGUUGUAUAUCUGCCAUGUCUAGGGCACUGUGUCCAUGAGUAGCAGGUGCUGCAAAGAAGUUGGACCAUUUCCAACUUCAAAAAACUUAUGGUACCACUGGAGAGACCAAAGGUCUAUGCUUGUCUUCACUUAUAGGAUUCCUGUUCCUGAGAAGAUUGUUGUUAGGCAAAUUUGGAAAGGACUGAGGUGUGUGAUGUAAGGAUGCAUACAACUCACAGUAUUAGUCUAAUUAUAUAUACAUCAUAGAUGCGUAAUGCUUGGUUGAAUGAACCCCCUAGCCCUGGUACCCUCGAGCUCCCAGGCUGAAUCACAGGAGAUGGAUUAAUCAUGACUCUCCAGAAGGCUUUUGGCCUUUGUUCUACUUUCUAAAGAUGCUUCCUUUGGCUUUCUCAACAAUUGCAUAGGAUUGAUAUGCCCCAGUGCACAAAAUUCAGCCCCAGCCCUUUCCUCUCUGUCCCUUUUCAGUCUUUCAGUCCCUGUUCUCUUUCUUGUCCUGUUUUGGCUGCUAGGUGUGCCUAGAUUUUUCCUUUCUCAGGGUACCCAAUGCCUAAGACCUGGUAAGGUGCUACUCAGCAGCUUCUAGGGGUGUGACCUAGGGCUGUAGCUUGUGACCAGGGUAAGCAGAAACCCUAGGGAGUGGCUCCCAUAUAUUUCCUCCGUGAAACUGGGCCAGAGAAGCGAAGGCACAAAAAGGGGAAACUGUUUUGUGAACUCUGAAACCUGGCAAGGGAGAAGGUGGUAUGGUCUAGAAAAGGAGCAAGAGACAAUAAAUCACAAUUCAUCAUCGAUUACCAGCAUCUUCCUAAUGAGCCCCAAUUGUCAGCACCUGAAGAGAUUUCCCCUAUCUCCCUCCAGCUCAUCCCAUGACCAUUUACAGCUGCGAAAGACUUCUCACUUCCCAUGUGCCUGGGAAGGAUCAUGUCCCUGGUUGCUGAAUUGGAGAGUUGGAGAAAAUUAGAACACAGGACACUGCUUGUGUCCUGAGCUGAAAAGCAUUUUCCAGUGCUGAGUGAGAAGUAGCAGUAACCAGGACUUAAUAGCCCUGAAGAAGAGAACCUCUAAAGAAGGAAAGAUUGAUAAGGAAUGAGUUUUUACCCUGUGUACUCUCCUUAUUCAGUGAGUGCUCCCAGAGGCCUUUGACCCUUUGUCCCUACGCCCUCCAAACACAUCUUAUUUCUUAUCACCUGUCUUCUGGUUUCCUCUCCCCUAAUGUACAUUUUGCUUCCAAGCUAGGUUUCCUUGUGGCUGGGAGAAGAUACCUAGAUAAAUGUCUUAAGUUCUUUUGUAACCCUGGGAAAGUAAUUGAACAUUUCCAUGCCUCAUUUCUCCAUCCAAAAGAUAAUGAGUUUAAUCUUGACUUCUGUGGAAAUAAAAUGCUGCCUUUGCUUUCUCUUGGGAGCACUUCCUCCCCAAACUGGGGAGAGUCUUUCUAAGGCAUGUCCAGCCAUGUGUCCCUUAGUUUAGGGCAGCAGUGAGUAUCUGCAGCAUCUUCACUCCAAAUGUCUUAGUUUGGGGCAAAAUUUUCCUGGGAUGUAAUGAAGUAGGAGUUUCAGGGACUUGCUGAGCCCCUGGUUGCACUGGCUGAUUUAAGCCUCUAAGCUCAGACUUUCUUUGUAUUCUUCAUUCAUUCCCACCCUUAUUAUGUGUGUCCUAUUGCUUCUUAUUGACAACCACCAAUUUCUUCUACAUCUACAUUGGGAACAACUUCUAAAAGGCAACAAAGGUCUUUCUGCACAUUUCCAAUGCGUCAUUUCUCCAUCCAAAAGAUAAUAUUAGUUUUAUAUUUUCUGUGGCAACAAAAUGCAUCAGGGGGUUAGAGAAGAAAGAGAGAGCUCACAGGUUAAAUGACUUGGUGGGGGGGAGUCUGGAGGAGGGCAGGACAUUAUUGGAAGUCAUGGGAACAGCUUCUUGCUCUAUAAUGCCCAGUCUAAUCUCAGCCACCUGGUAAAUCUCUCAUCAUUCCAAUGGCAGUAUGGAACCCAAAGUAUUCUCGGAUAUGAUUGUUAUUCAUUCUUCUAAUAUCUCACCACCAUGCAUACCUAAUGGGCAUGCAAAUACAUACUCCAUUUUGCUAUCAAAGAAGCUUGAAGGAGAUCUAGAGAUGGAAGAGAGUGGGGAGAAAACCUUAUCUGAAGUGAAAUCCUUUAAAUUCUUGCCUUGGAUACAACGUGGGCCAUGUAUGUGUUGCUUAUCUAUGUGUCUUAAGGAAAGUGAAGGGACUGCCAAUCUGCAUCCCCUUCCCUCUUGACCCCUCCAAAAAAAAUUGUAAUGGAAAGUAUGCUGGAUAUGGAGUUGAAAGACCUCAGUUCUGUUUCCAGUUUUGCCACUUACUCCCUGUGUAACCUUGGGCAAGGCACAACCUUCCUGAGUUUCAAUUAUCUCAUCUGUAAAAUGAGGAGUUGGACUAAAUGACUUCUAAGAUCCCGUCCACCUACAAGUCUGUGAUGGCAUGCUCCUACUCCUCAGUCAUGGAACACGUGUGAAUGGCCUGUUAGUAUGAGGCAGUCUGGGUUGUAAUUGCAGGGUGUAAUAGGGAGGAGUCAUGACCUCCCCAACAGGUUGAGCAGGAUGUAUGUAGUAGGGAACAGCUGGUAAGGCUGGGGAGCUGGAAGUUCUGGGGUAACAGCCUUGUACUUCUUGGAUAUUUAACUCUUCCUACAUCAACUCUUCAACCAGUCAUGGAGCCUUGUUUCAACAUUUUUCCUGGAUUUCUGUCAUGGAAGGGGUGGGGGUGGGAAAGAGACAGGGAACAAUACUCAUGUUAAUGCUUAGUUCUUUGAUCUCUAGAAAUUCUCAACCUUUGGCUGCCUUUUAGUUCUAAGCCCUUUCUGGAGGAGAUAUUAUUUUUAUAACAUAUGUAUGGUAAUAAAUUUUUAUUUACAUAGUA
This is a messenger RNA of Monodelphis domestica (gray short-tailed opossum), 6778 nucleotides long. RefSeq names its product Rap guanine nucleotide exchange factor 3 (gene RAPGEF3). Gene Ontology annotation, biological process: Ras protein signal transduction. Gene Ontology annotation, molecular function: guanyl-nucleotide exchange factor activity. The record is from RefSeq and is a predicted model, not a curated record. NCBI's taxonomy places the organism in Eukaryota, Metazoa, Chordata, Mammalia, Didelphimorphia, Didelphidae. Gene Ontology annotation, cellular component: plasma membrane.